AUGGCUAUUUAUGACAGUCAACUUAUAGUGGUUUCACUAUACUUGCUAAUUAUUAUUGCAUUAUAUUCAGCAAAGUUCAUUACUCCAUUGAACGAGUUGUUGCAGUAUGGGAAAACUUCAUCUCAAAAUGUGAAGAAACAUGAUCAGCCAGAGAAUAGUAUUAUCAAGCAGACAAUUGGGUUUAUAUCCAACUAUUUUGUGGUUCCCAAGUCAUGGUUUGUUCAUUUCUACAUCACUUUGUUCGCUUUAUCGUCUUUGAUUUAUUUGGCGUCGUUCAAGGAGCCAAUAUCGACCGAUCCAGAAAAAUUCAAGAAUUUGAUUUUGAUUCAUCGAUUACUCUGGGUCCAAGGAAUAAGAAGAUUAACUGAAUGCCUCACUGUUUCCAAUUUUUCCAAAACCUCCAAAAUGAACGUGAGCCAUUACAUAGUAGGAUUAAGUCAUUAUAUUUUAGUGACUUGGGCCACCUAUUUAGGGCUAAGCACAUAUGGAUCACAUCAAGUCCCUAGCAAUUAUACGGUUUUUGAUAUCGUACUUAUCAUAGGGUUUGCCAUUUGUUCUUUGCUACAAUUCCAAGUUCACUAUCACUUGUCAACCUUAGUGAAGUACACUUUACCUGACUUCAGCUUUGUUUCGUCUCCUCAUUAUUUCUAUGAAAUAUUGAUUUACACAAUCUUGCUCAGUUUCGCAAUUAAAGAUGGUUUCGACAUGGUUUCAGUAACAUUCUUUACUUCCUGGUUAUUUGUCAUAAGUAAUCUAAGCAUAAGUUCUCUUGAGACCUUUAGUUAUUACCAGAAAAAGUACAAGGAAGAAUUUAAGUUAAAGUGGGCUAUAUUGCCAGGCAUAUUGUAG
This is a messenger RNA of Candida dubliniensis CD36, 849 nucleotides long. It is a transcript of the gene DFG10, whose product is annotated as putative polyprenol reductase. The transcript has a single exon. Gene Ontology annotation, cellular component: endoplasmic reticulum. The record is from RefSeq and is a predicted model, not a curated record. Bases 1 to 849 code for a protein of 282 amino acids. NCBI's taxonomy places the organism in Eukaryota, Fungi, Ascomycota, Pichiomycetes, Serinales, Debaryomycetaceae. Gene Ontology annotation, molecular function: 3-oxo-5-alpha-steroid 4-dehydrogenase activity. Gene Ontology annotation, biological process: polyprenol catabolic process; dolichol-linked oligosaccharide biosynthetic process.